This is a messenger RNA of Quercus robur (English oak), 2149 nucleotides long. Its product is annotated as pentatricopeptide repeat-containing protein At2g22410, mitochondrial-like. The record is from RefSeq and is a predicted model, not a curated record. Gene Ontology annotation, biological process: RNA modification. The transcript has a single exon. Gene Ontology annotation, molecular function: protein binding; RNA binding. NCBI's taxonomy places the organism in Eukaryota, Viridiplantae, Streptophyta, Magnoliopsida, Fagales, Fagaceae. The coding region runs from base 96 to 2123 and encodes 675 amino acids.
CCCCUAACGACUAAUUGACAAGCUUUUUGUUGCUGAAUGGCUGUACUAUACCAGUACUUCGUUAUGCGUUUUGAAGCCAAAUAUUCGAGCUUCACAUGAAACCCCUUCUUCCUUCUCAAAACUCGAUCUCACUACUCCUCUCUGCUCUCACUCUCAGAUCUCAACUACACCUCCACUCUCUCAGCCUCAGGCCAUUCUCUUCAAUUUCCACCAACAAAGCCAAAUGGAACUCAACCACCAACGUAAUCAUCACCAACCCAACUCUGCUAAUCAUGGAGUCAUGCACCACCAUGCUCCAACUCAAACAAAUUCAAGCCCACAUGACCCGCACUGCCCUCAUCACUCACACUUUCCCUGUCAGCCGAGUCCUAGCAUUUUGCGCUUUGGCUGAUUCUGGUGACAUUCAAUAUGCCCGUGUGCUUUUUUCUCAGAUUGAAAGACCCAAUACUUAUAUGUGGAACACUAUGAUCAGGGGCUACUGUAAAGCCAAAAUUCCCACCAUUGGGUUUUCAUUUUUUCGUCAAAUGGCUCGAGAAUGCGUCGAAAUGGAUCGCCGGAGCUUUGUUUUUGCGCUCAAGGCGUGCGAGCAGUUUUGUACAGUUUUAGAGGGGGAAUCAGUUCACUGUUGGAUUUGGAAGAUGGGUUUUGAUUCGGAUUUAGUAGUGAGAAAUGGGUUGGUUCAUUUUUAUGCUGAAUGUGGGUGUCUGAAUUUUGCACGUGAAGUGUUUGAUCAAAGUUUUGAAAGAGAUGUUGUUACGUGGACCUCGAUGAUUGAUGGAUAUGUGGUGCAUAAUUGUUCGGAGGAGGCAUUGAAAUUGUUUAAUUCAAUGUUAAUGAGUGAUGUUGAGCCAAAUGAGGUUACUAUGAUUGCUGUACUUUCAGCGUGCUCCCUAAAGGGGGACUUAACUAUGGGAAAAAGUAUCCAUGAGUAUAUAAAAAAGAGGAACGUUAAUUAUAGCCUGAAUUUGCAAAACGCUAUGUUGGAUAUGUAUGUAAAAUGUGGUUGCUUGGUUGCUGCUAGGGAGGUUUUUGAUGACAUGAAAAUUAGAGAUGUGUUUUCAUGGACUAUUAUGGUUAAUGGGUAUGCUAAGUUUGGUGAGUUGGAUUUAGCAAGGAAGUUUUUUGAUGCCAUGCCUGAAAAAAAUGUGGUCUCUUGGAAUGCAAUGAUUGCAGGUUAUUCUCAGAAUAAUCAACCAGAGGAAGCAUUGAAGUUGUUUCGUAACUUGGUGGGAGUUGGUUUGCAUCCAAUAGAGAACACAUUGGUCUGUGUGCUCUCUGCUUGUGGUCAACUGGGUUCUUUGGAUUUGGGUCAAUGGAUUCACCACUACUAUAUUAAUCAAAAGCAGAUUCAACCUAGUGUGAUCCUGGCAAAUGCAUUUAUUGACAUGUAUGCUAAAUGUGGGAGUAUUGAUGCAGCUGCAAUGAUUUUUAACGAAACGGUGGAGAGAGAUUUGGUUUCUUGGAAUUCCAUGAUUGCUGGAUAUGCUUCUCAUGGACAUGCUACAAAAGCCCUUGUCCUUUUCGAUGAGAUGAUUAAUAUGGGAUUUAAGCCUGAUGAAAUCACAUUUGUGGGUGUCUUAUCGGCUUGCAGUCAUGGUGGUUUGGUUUCUGUCGGUCAAGAAUAUUUCAAAAGUAUGAAUAGAAAUUUUGGGAUAGAACCAACGGUUGAACACUAUGCUUGCGUGAUUGAUUUAUUUGGUCGAGUGGGGCUACUAGAAGAAGCUUAUGAAUUAAUAACAAAAAUGCCUAUGGAAGCAAGUGUCGCUGCAUGGGGCGCCCUUCUUAAUGCUUGUAGAAUGCAUGGGAAUGUUGAGGUGGGUAAGCUUUCUGCCUUUAAGCUUUUAGACUUGGAUCCUGAAGAUAGUGGUAUCUAUUCAUUGCUUGCAAAUAUUUGUGCUCAUGAGAGAAGAUGGGGUGAUGUAAGGAUGGUUAGAAGUAUGAUGAGAGAGAGAGGGGUUAAGAAAACUCCUGGUAGUAGCUUGAUAGAGGUCGAGGGUGAGUUUUAUGAAUUUUUGGUUGCUGAUGGAUCGCACCCUCAAUCUGAAGAUAUUUAUAGGGUAUUAAACGAAAUAUUUUUGCUGUCCAAAGUGGAAGACUCUGUUCCUGGUACUAAACUCAAUUAAUGAACUUUAAUGUGUUUGAUGCUUUA